Messenger RNA from Centrocercus urophasianus (Greater sage-grouse), 1546 nucleotides. It is a transcript of the gene ZNF414, whose product is annotated as zinc finger protein 414. Bases 82 to 1257 code for a protein of 391 amino acids. NCBI's taxonomy places the organism in Eukaryota, Metazoa, Chordata, Aves, Galliformes, Phasianidae. The record is from RefSeq and is a predicted model, not a curated record. The transcript has 8 exons.
UCUGUGCUGAGCAUUAACCCCUGCUCCUUGGUUGGGUGCAGCACCACGAAGAAGAGGAGAGCCCCGUGACCUGCAGCGACCAUGAAGACGGAGAAGGAUGAAACUCUGCCCAACUUCUCCCUGGGGGGGAAAUACGUUGGGGAGGGAGCAGGCCCCAUGACAGCACUGGGGAGUGGAGGAGCCCCCCCAGCACAGGACCUGCGGCUCCUAAAGCGCCGUCCAGCCCCAGGGAAGCACUACGCCUGCUCCAGCUAUGGCUGCAAAUUGGCUUUCCCCAGCAUGCAAGAGCUGAUGGACCACCUGAAGGUGCACUACAGACCCACGCAGUCCCUUGAGGGCAAAACUUUCCAGUGCCCCACGCUGGGCUGCACAGAGACCUUCCCCAGCAUGCAGGACCUCAUGACCCACAUGAAAGUGCACUACAAACCUAACCGCUACUUCAAAUGUGAGAACUGCCUGCUGCGCUUCCGCACCCACCGCUCCCUCUUCAAGCACCUCCAUGUCUGCUCCGACCGCGCCAGCAGCCCUGCACCGCCGCCCCAAAAGGCCGAGAAGCCCACCCUGCCCACCGCCUCCACCCAAGAGAAGGAACCCACAGCCAAACCACUCCCCGAGGGGCUGCCCAAGCCUCCCACCGUCAUCCGGCACACGGAGAAAGAAGCCAUCACCACAGCGCCUGGCACAGACACGGCCUCCAGCCUGCCCGACCUGCCCGGCUCGCUGGAAGCGCUGCCGCUCGUCCCGCCGGCCCCGCAUCCCUUCCCGCUGCUGGAACCCAACCUGUUUGGCCCACCGACCUUGACUCGCUUCUCGGGGCCUCCUCCUCCUCCUCCCCCUUCCUCGGUGCCGUUCCUCUCCUACAUGCACCCCCCGGUGCCCUUCAGCCUGCCCACAGCCCAGCCCCGCCUGCGGCCCUGCUCGCCCAGCCAUGGCCCGUCAGCCUCCAACGCCGUCUGGAAGAAGAGCCAAGGUGUGAGUGUCAGCCCACUCCUCCCAUGCUUUGGCUCAGGAGUGACUCCAGGGCACUCCUCCAAUAGCCGGAUCGUGUGGGAGCACACGCGGGGCCGCUACACCUGCAUGCAGUGCCCCUACUCCACUGCCUCGCGGGAGGAGAUGACUCUGCACAUCGAGGAGCACCGCAAGAACCCAGCACCAGCUGGGCGCAUGGACACAGACGUGGAUUUUGGGGUGAGCAUCGCCUCCUUCCACUCGAAGCUGACGCCAGAGAUGGAGAACUCCCUAUACUCGCAGCUCUGAGGAGCUCUGCUCCUGCUGAACUGAGGGCACCGCAUGCUCCACGCCUCAGCACUGGGACCCUGGGAGCAUCCCCCACCAUGGGCUGCCAGAGGAGGGUGGCAAUUGGUGUUCUUUUUUUUUUUUUUUUGAGUCUGUCUUUUAUUUUUGAAAUGCUAAGCCCCCUAGGAGCCCUCGUGUCCCUCCCUUCCCUAGAAGUUCUAUUGCUCCAGCCUGCGAGGAGGGGGUGAGAGGUUGGGGGGAGCCCAAUGGAUGCUCAGGAACAAGGUCUGGAAAUUAAUAAAUAGGAAUU